Molecule: messenger RNA, 6125 nt
Organism: Danaus plexippus (monarch butterfly)
Lineage: Eukaryota; Metazoa; Arthropoda; Insecta; Lepidoptera; Nymphalidae
Gene: GAPcenA
Product: rab GTPase-activating protein 1-like
Exons: 23
Coding region: 903-3974 (1023 amino acids)
Source: RefSeq, a predicted model, not a curated record
AAUUGGCGUGAAUUGUAAUAGUUUUAUUUCGAUUAUCUUAUAUGUUGAAAGAUAAUUUUUAUUGCCAAUAAUAUUUUUGCAUUAUAUUAUAUAAGUUUUCUAUUGGCCAAUUAAAUGUUAUCGCAAUUUUACGUGUGUUUUGCAGGUUAUACGAAAUUAUUUUUAUAGUUUGUUUUUUUAAUAUAUAGAUAUAUUUACAUAAUGUGAGUUAGGUGUUUUAUUGUUAUUGUGAUAUCUAUAGCUAUUUUUGUGUUCUAUAGUCUAGGAUAAAAAAUGAAGUUCUUUUAAAAGUUUUCGUUGACAUUUCCAUUACGUUUGCAAUGCUCUAAUUCCCCCGACAUUAUAAUUGAGUGUUAUACAAAAAUGCAGUACACAUUCGACAGACUGUCAUCGACGUACAGGAAAGGGCACAGGAGUGCUUUAUCCUCAAUACUUUUAUUGCCGAACAGGUAAUAAAAAAAAAACAUGUGAAUUUUUAAAAAAAAAUAUGAAAAAUUUGAAAAAUGUGACGCGCUUGGCCAUCGAUAACGGCUUUUACUUGUAUAUUUCGAAUUUCAAAUGCAUUCAUGUGUUAGUGUUAUCGGGUAACCAAUCAGUUCUUACGAACGCUAAUUGACCAGUUGUUUUGGUUGAGUCCAUUGUGAUCGUAUUGAGCUUGUUACAGUAACGUCUGUCAUCGUGUUACCUUUAUAUCGGACGAUAUUAUGUUGAAAUAAAAUUAAUAUAUACAUCAAGGGCGGUGGUUGUGAGAAAUUAUUAAGUAUAAUUAUUGUUAUAAUAUCUUGAUAAUAAAACAUUUGUAUGUUAACAAUAGUUUGUGUUCGGAAGAUUCACAUGCUUAGCAUAUUAUGAGCUGUUCGUUGGGUGGAGUGUUGGCUGUUUGUGUAUGAUUAGUUCAAACCAUGAAGGUCGUCAAGGAGUCGUGUCGUCACGUGGGCGGGUCGAAGUUCUACGAGGUGGUGGACGGCGAGGGUGACACGUGCUCCCCCACGGAGAAGCAAGACCACAUGAAGCCCAUAGAGAGCGAUGAUGAAGUAUCAGACGUGGACCAGGAGUGCACCGUGUUCUGUGGGGUCAGUUACUUGGGGGCUCAGAAUAUCGCUGACCCCAAGUCUGAGACUGACAUACAGAGGAUCAUGAAGGAGUUGAGUUCGAUGCCAGAGAACAGAGAUGGUAUUGCAGUCUCCAUAUCCAUACCGGUCUGCUCACAGGGAUUGGUCGUGUUAUACCAAGCGGACACGAACAGCGUCAUGACUCGCUACGCCGUGAACCGGAUAUCCUUCUACGCGCGCGGCGCCGCCGGCUCGCCUGUCGCUUCCUGCUUCGCAUUCACCUGGUCUCAUGGUGAGACGAAGGAGUCAGCUGUGUACCGCUGCCAUGUGUUCAGAUGUCACAUCGCGGAAGCCGUCAACCAAGUGUCCAGUUGUUUUGCGAAGGCUUUCGAGCGUGUCCCACGGUCGAUGGCGUCGUCUCUGGUCGGUGAUUUGAGCGCGGCUCCCUCAAUGACCGGCUCCCUGACCGAGGGUCUGACGUCAGCGCCCCCGAUGCAGCUGAUGCAUGUACUGGAAUGUACCGUUGAUAUCAAAGAGACAGACGCUAAGGGCACUUUCAGCCAUGUGCCUAAGGAGCGCUUGGGUUACAAGUUGCGAGGUGGUAUCGACAAGCAGGUUACGAUCAACGUGACGCAGGUCUCGCACAACAUACAGCAAGAAACAGAGGAUCCACAGGGUUCAUAUAACGGUGGUCUGUAUAUCGAGAGGUGUUUCGGAAUCCUCCUCGCCCCCGGACGUAGCGUGAAACAUUCAGACAUGCAGUUACUUGAAAUGGUGAGCGGUUCAUCUGGCGGCUCUGGUUGUUCGGUGUGUGCUCUCUGGAACGCUGGGGAAUCAGCUCUGGCCGCGUUCAACGUGGCCAGUGGAGAUGGAGCUCCGGCUUACAUGUCACUGGCCUUGGACCUAGUUAUUAGAGGAAUACGGGAUCCUUUGAGAUUGGUGAUAGAGACACCUGUGAAAGUGUUUCCCCCUACCGAGAGGUUCUGGUACUACUCCAAACGACCGUUGGUACAACAGUUCUACAUUAACCUGAAAGAGACGGUAGAUUCAUUGGGUCAGCUGCAAUACGAGGUGUCCAGUGUGGAGACGUCUGGAGAGCUGGAUCGCUCCAGGCUUAACCUGCCCCUGUCGUUGUCCAGUUUACUGCCGUCUCCGCUGUCCUCCGCUCCAGCACCUCCCUCGCCCUCAGACCCGGAUUCUGAUGGCGAUGAACCACUACUAAGUGGCACUGGAGAGGUGUCCAAAGAUUGCGGGGUCGACGUGCUUGAGAAUUGGGCUCAGGUGCUCAGGAGUUGGGUGGGACCUCGACCUCGUGCGUUGGAACAGCUCGUGAGAGUUGGUGUGCCGGAGGCCCUGCGAGGGGAAGUGUGGCUCAGGCUCGCUGAAGUUGAUCAGAACGAUAAGCUCAUGGAGACGUAUAGAACGUUAAUCAGCAAGGACUGUCCAUUCGAAGCAGUGAUCCAACGCGACAUAGCUCGUACGUUCCCCGCCCACGACUUCUUCCGUGAGGCCGGCGGGCUGGGUCAGGAUUCCUUGCUGAGGAUGGCUCGGGCGUACGCUGUGUACGACCAUGAAGUGGGCUACUGUCAAGGGUUGAGCUUCCUCGCCGCUACACUACUGUUACACAUGCCGGAGGAGCAAGCGUUCUGUCUGUUAGUUCGUCUCAUGUACGGAUACGGUCUGAGAGAGUUAUACAAAGAUGGCUUCGAGGCUCUAUACAUGAGGUUGCAUCAGUUAGACAGACUAAUGGAGGAGCAGUUGAGCGAGCUUCGUGCUCACUUCCUGGAGCUGGGUGUGGAGCCGCACAUGUUCGCGUCACAGUGGUUCCUCACUGUGUUCACUGCACGAUUCCCAUUGCCUCUGGUGUAUCACAUCCUGGACGUGUUUCUGCUCCAAGGUGUGAACACCCUGUUCCAAGUGUCGCUGGCGCUGCUGUCGCGAGCCAAGAAAGAUCUCUUGCAACAUGACUUUGAAGGUGUACUCAAAUAUUUCAGGGUCACACUGCCUAAGAAAUGUCGCGCUGAGGAAUCAUCUCGUCAGAUCAUAAAACUAGCUUGCAGCAUCAAAGUGAAAAGAUUACAGAAGUACCAACAGGAGUAUGAGAAAUUCAUUAAAGAAUCAGCAGAUAAAGAGACAAUUAACGUGGAGUUAGAAAGGUUAAAGGUCAUCAACAAUCAGCUGACCCAAGAGAAGGAGAUGCUAGAGACUCAACUCAAACAGGCUCGUGGGAAUCUCGAGGAGACACAGAAGGAGUCUGUCCACUACGCCGCCGUGUCUAGAGACUAUAGGGAGAUAUGCGCCAGGCUUGACAGACAACUGCAUCACAUACAGGAUUGCGUCAAAGGUUGUGUUAAUUGCAGCGUAAAGUUAGCACAGAAGGAUAAUAAAGAAGAAGCGGACGAGUCUGAGAAGGACGGCGGGGAGACUGCCAGCGAGACGGAGGCGAGGCUCAAGCAGCGGGUCAGAGACCUGGAGCUGGAACUGGCCCAGGUGAAGCUGGCUCAUGUACAGGCGCAGUGCAGCAACCAGGAACUGAGUCACCAGCUGAACGCGGCGCUGAACGAGAUGCAGGCCGCCAUGAACCAGAAGCAGUCGGUGACGCCCUGGCUCGUACGGACCCUCGGUUCUAUAAUGGAGGCGGCGCAGAACAGACCGUCGUUCCAGACUUACCUGCCUAAUUUGAACCAAGAGCAGCCAUCGUCUACACCUAGGCAGGGGUCAUUCAGCGGUCAGGGCCAGAGUACCGUGACCCUCGACCGGCGCGUCUCCGAGCCGUACAGUCCGGACGUGGUCAGGAGGAAGAAGGAUCUCAACGCCAAAAGGCACUCGAUGCUGGUGGAAUCGAAUAUCAGUAAGGAUGCAAAGGAAAUGAAUAGACGGAGCCAUGACGUCACCAUCGUAAAGAAUCUGUCGAUGGGUUGACCUCCGAGACGCACAUGGCUCGUAUAACAAUCGUCUCUAAUAUGUAAUUCUUGAAUUGAUAUUGUUUAUCAUUAUUAUAUUGUAUGUUAGUAAAUGCACAUCAUAGUAUAACUAGUCAGACACUGGCAUCAGGAUUACGGCUAUGUAACGUCAGCCAUCUUGAAUCAAGCACUAUCAAAGCCUUUAAAAAUAUAUAUACAUGUAAUAUGUUUUUUAAUUCCAUGAAAAAUAUAUAAUCACUGCUAUUUAAGAAAUGCUAAUAUUUUUUGGGCGCUUAUAUUGAAAUCUUCCAGAAACUCGAUCGUAAUUUAAAGUACCCUCGUAUCAUACCAAGAUUUCACAUGUAAUUUUCGUAUGGCUGAAUGUUGUUGACCAUAGUGUAGUAAGCGUUCCGUUUGAUGUCAUUUCAUACCGAUAUGUCUGCAAUCGAUUGUUCUGUGAUAAGGUCAUGACGUCAUACUGAUAUUAGUUUCGCUGGUACGAAAAGCUCAUUUGUAUAACAUCGGAUUUUUUCGUUUUGCCAUAGCACGAGUGCCUUUUGAGUGAUUAGUAUAUAAAGGGUAUGUGGAUGUAGGUGUAACGGUGGCACUGUAGUUUUCUAACAUAUAAGUAUAUUAGUGUUAUUAUGUCUGCAAUUGAAAUUAUUUAUUAUCUAAAAUUAAUAAAAUUAUUUAUAGCUUAUAUAGAAACCGGACGGAUAUAUACUUAUUUUACGAGUGCAAUUUAAGAAUUUAUAGUCAUAGAUAUAUAUUUACUAUGUGAUAGUUUAUCGCAGGCUUGUUGGUGUCUCGUACGGGGCGAUACGAAGCUACGGAACUGUGGUGUAAACUAGUAGUAUAGACAGACUUUGCUUGGAUUUAAAAAAACUGCUUCAAAACUUUUUUUAACAUAUAACUAAGAAAUACGUAUAUCCCUUCAGUUGUUCCAAUGUAUACAAAUUGAUUAUAUAGAAACUAUCUCAUUUUUCAUUUGCGAUUUCUUAUGAUUUUUUUUUUAUUAGUUAUAACUUCUGUACAUGCUAAAAAGUUGCCAUAUCUAAUACUUUUAUUCUAUAGGAGAACUUAAAGCGCGUAAUUCGUAAAAAAAAAAACAAUAUAUAAUGUAAAAAAAAUUAACGCAAGUGUGUAACAUAGCACAAGAGCUUACAUGAUAUAUAUAGGCUGUAGGUGUUAAAAAAAUAUAUAUCUCGCUUAGAACAUUCAACUAUUAUUUCUCUAAGUAGAUUUUUUCUGUAUAAUAAAUUAUCUUCUGCAGCAUCUCUAUCGUAUCGGAAAAUAAUCAUUUUGUAUAAAAAUAAAAUAUUAAAUAACAAAAAAUAUAAAGAUCUCUAAUUAUAUUUUUCGACAUGUAAAAAAGUAGGGAGGUGUGUACUUACUCUAUACAUUGCAAACAUGCUUUAUAACUAAUAAAUAAAUAAAUGCUGAUUAUCUCAUAUAAAAUAUAAUUUUUAACAUUUACGUAUCUUGAAUCAAUUUAAUUCUUGUGUACCUGUCUCAUACUCCGACGCCUGCACGUAGCUCUCUGUUCAGUGUCAGUUGGCCGGCAUGUAGUUAUGAUUGAAUCGUUGAGUCAGCUAUCGAAUAAUGUCGUCUUUACCGUGUGUGUACGCGUAAGGUUAUAUUUUAAUAUCAUUUGACAAUAAUAAUAGUUUAGUUAAUUCUGUUUUAAUAUAUCGUAUUUCAUGUCUAUACCGACAUAUCUCUAUUAAACAUGUUACAUUAAAAUUUUUAUUAAAUUUGAUCUCUACUUAUAGUAAAGGAAAGUAUUAUAAAAACAAUUAAAAUUUUCUCACGAGUGAAUAAUUUGUAAUGGUAUUAUUUUUUAAAUUCAGAGUGAUUGUGGUGUGUAUUAUAAUUUAAGUACGCAUUUUUUUUUAUGGUAACACUUUCUUAAUAGUUCCGUGAUAGGCAAAGUAAACGAUAGAUAAAUGUUUAGUGAUUUGGUGAAUUGUUGGGAAAUAUAUAACUCCUAGUCCCUACGGCCAUAGAGAUUUCUGAUUCUGUAUAUGUGCUUUGGAUAUGUCAUAGAAAAAGACACUCGAUGUAUAAAUAAAGCAGAAAUAUUAUUAAGAUGAUGCGAGUAGAGUGAACCGAGGCGCUGAGAAAUGUCGUUUUACUCUUAUCAUUUAUGUAAUAAAAGUUUUACAAAUAA